This is a messenger RNA of Ilex paraguariensis (yerba mate), 1182 nucleotides long. Lineage: Eukaryota; Viridiplantae; Streptophyta; Magnoliopsida; Aquifoliales; Aquifoliaceae. The record is from the annotation of a GenBank genome assembly.
AUGGAUCCCGAAGCCUUCUCGGCGAGCUUGUUCAAGUGGGACCCAAGAGGUGCUAUACCACAUCCAAAUCGGCUGCUAGAAGUGGUGGCAGUACAACCACCUCCACCGCAGCCGCCGCCACCACCACCACCACCACAAGUGGCGUAUUCAAUCAGGCCGAGAGAGAUUGGAGGGCUAGAGGAGUUGUUCCAAGAUUAUGGUAUUAGAUACUACACUGCGGCCAAGAUAGCCGAGCUUGGGUUCACUGUUAACACCCUGUUAGACAUGAAGGAUGAGGAACUUGAUGACAUGAUGAAUAGCCUCUCCCAGAUUUUCCGGUGGGACCUCCUCGUUGGUGAGAGGUAUGGUAUAAAAGCCGCCGUAAGGUCCGAGCGGCGACGCCUUGAUGAGGAGGAAGCACGGCGGAGAUACCUAUCCUCCGGUGACACCACCAACGCCCUCGACGCACUCUCCCAAGAAGGGUUAUCGGAGGAGCCGGUACAACAAGAGAAGGAUGCAGCGGGAAGUGGUGGUGGAAGAGGAGGGACGUGGGAGGCGGGUGCAAAAAAUAAGCAGCGUCGGAAGAAGGCCGGUGCAAGAAUGGCGUCAUUGGAGGAUGAUGAUGAGACGGAGGGAGCGGAGGAGGAUGACAAUGGUGGUGGAGGUAAUGAGAGGCAGCGCGAGCACCCUUUUAUUGUGACGGAGCCAGGUGAGGUGGCGCGUGGAAAGAAGAACGGCCUUGAUUACCUCUUCCACCUCUAUGAACAGUGCCGUGAAUUCUUGAUCCAAGUUCAGAAUAUUGCGAAGGAAAGAGGAGAGAAAUGCCCCACCAAGGUGACAAACCAGGUAUUCAGGUAUGCAAAAAAGGCCGGUGCUAGCUACAUAAACAAACCCAAAAUGCGACACUACGUUCACUGCUAUGCACUGCACUGCCUCGAUGAGGAGGCAUCCAAUGUGCUGAGGAGAGCUUUCAAGGAGAGAGGAGAGAAUGUUGGGGCGUGGAGGCAGGCAUGUUACAAGCCCCUCGUUGCGAUUGCAGCUCGACAAGGGUGGGAUAUUGACACCAUCUUCAACACGCAUCCCCGGCUCUCGAUUUGGUACGUUCCCACCAAGCUCCGGCAGCUAUGCCACUCGGAACGGAGUGGCAGUGUCACCACGGCUUCCAGCUCGGUCGCUGGUGGGGGUGGUCACAUACCUUUCUGA